This is a messenger RNA of Oncorhynchus masou masou (cherry salmon), 3772 nucleotides long. Its product is annotated as trichohyalin-like. The coding region runs from base 160 to 1989 and encodes 609 amino acids. Lineage: Eukaryota; Metazoa; Chordata; Actinopteri; Salmoniformes; Salmonidae. The transcript is spliced from 5 exons. Gene Ontology annotation, molecular function: GTP binding. The record is from RefSeq and is a predicted model, not a curated record.
AGAGAUAUUCUGAGAGCAGAUAAUUGUACAUGACGCAUUUUCAUUGUAACCUAUAAGUAUGGACAUUUUCAAGAGGACAAAGUCGCCCAACAUUACCAACAACUUCAAGUGACUAUCUGUAAUAUGGUGCAUCCCUGGUGAUGUGUAGAGGGAGAUGAUAUGGCACAGGCUCCCUUAUCUGAUCCUGAUUGUCUUAUAGAAAUUGUGCUGGUUGGGAAAGUUGGAUGCGGGAAGAGUGCUUCGGGAAACACCAUCCUACGCAGGGAGGAGUUCAAAUCAUCAUGUAGUUUCUCAACUGUGACAAAAACUUGUGAGAGGAAGACAGAAAUUGUUUGUGGGAGGAAGAUAGCUCUCGUGGACACUCCUGGACUAGACUGUGCUGAGGUGUCCAGUAACGAACUGUUUCUAUCCUUAAAGAACAAAACAUACAAAGUUGUCAAUAUCUUCCUACUGGUGAUCCAGCUGGGCAGGUUCACAGAGGAACAGAAUGCAGCUGUACAAAAGAUGGAGGACAUAUUUGGUGAGGAGGUGAGAAAGUUCACCAUGAUACUCUUCACACAUGGAGACAUGUUGAAACGUACAUCAAUAGAAGACUAUAUCCAAAAAGCAGGUGAACCACUGGGGCAAGUUGUUCGGAGAUAUGGUCAGAGAUACCAUGUGUUCAACAAUGAGUCUGGUCCUCCAAGCCAGGUGACAGAACUGUUUGAGAAGAUCAACAGAAUGCGGACUGUGGGACAUAACAGAUCGUACUACUUUGUUUCAUCCGGAGCAAUGAAGAGUGAGUUGUUAUUGUACAUCUCAAAGAAGACGGGGCUGAGCUUUUGGAUUGUCGAGAAAGAAUUGGACCGGGGAAUACUUAUCUUAACCGACGGUUUUACAUAUCUAUCAGUAAUGGAGGACAUUAUGGAAUAUGAUGUAAAACGAGUGGAGGAAAUGAAAAUACUUGAGGAGGAGAGAAUUAGUCUUGAGGAGGAGAGACAAGAAUUUAUGGGGAUGGAAAUAAUGUUUAAGAUGAUGAGGAUCUAUGGACCUCUGUGGAGAAACAGAUGUGUGGAGGAGCAAGAAAGACUUGAGGAGGAGCGAGAUAGACUUGAGGAGGAGAGAAAAAGACUUGAGGAGAUGGAAAUAUUUGAGGAGCUGUGGAGCUGGAGAUAUGUGGAAAGAAACAGAAGUGAGGAGGAGAUAAAAAGACUUGAGCAGAGAGAGAGAUGUGAGAAGGAGAGAGAAAGACGUAAGGAGGAGAGCGAAAGACGUGAGAAGGAGAGCGAAAGACGGGAGGAAGAGAGAGAAAGACGGGAGGAGGAGAGAAAAAGUCUUGUGGAGAGAGAAAGACUGGAGGAGGAAGGAGAAAGAUGUCAGGAAGAGAGAAAACGACGUGGGGAAGAGAGAAAACGACGUGGGGAAGAGAGAAAACGACGUGGGGAGGAGAGAAAAAUACUUUUGGAGAGAGAAAGACGUGAGGAGGAGAGAGAAAGACGUGAGGAGGAGAGAGAAAGACGUGAGGAGGAGAGAGAAAGACGUGAGGAGGAGAGAGUAAGACGUGAGGAGGAGAGAGUAAGACGUGAGGAGGAGAGAGUAAGAUGUGAGGAGAGAGAAGGACGUGGGGAGAGAGAAAGACGUGAGGAGGAGAGAAAAAGACGUGAGGAGGAGAGAAAAAGACAUGAGAAGGAGAGAGAAAGACGUGAGGAGAGAAAAAGACGUGAGGAGGAAAGAGAAAGACGUGAGGAGGAGAGAGAAAGACAUGAGGAGGAGAGAAAAAUACGUGAGGAGAAGAGAAAAAUACGUGGGGAGGAGAGAAAAAGACGUGAGGAGGAGAGAAAAAGACUUGAGGAGAGGAGAAAAAGACAUGAGGAGAGAAAAAGACAUGAGGAGGAGAGAAAAAGACGUGAGGAGAGAAAAAGACGUGAGGAGAGAAAAAUACAUGAGAGAAAAAGACGUGAGGAGAGAAAAAGACGUGAGGAGGAAAAAAAAUAUUUCUUGUGGAGUUAAUUUCUGUAUUAUCAAAUGAGGAGAGACAAACUUAUCACACAAGUCAGUUUUACUUAAACCAAAUCUUUAUUAGUGAGAGCUUUGGAAUAGCAAUGGCUUGCCAACGAAUCACCACCGUCUCUGAUGAUCCGUUGAGAAACACAACACAAAGGCUGCUGAUAUCUUUUAUACAAGAGAUCCACCCCCCGGUCUACAUAACAAACCACAAAUGUUCUGAACCGGUCACAAGGUGAGACUUUUUAAAUGAGAAAGAAGUAUCCCGUAGCCAGAUAGCAUUCGCUAUAAAUCAUUGUUCAGUUCGGCCCCUAAGACGAGGUUCAGAUCUCGUUCCUGGUACUUCAUAGCACAAAAACACCAACUCAUCCAAUGGCAUAAAUCAAAUUGAAUCAAACUCCAGAUACUCCCAUCUCAAUAAAACCCCUUCUUGACCCCACUCCUGGACAAGCUCACUGAGGGGAGUGAGCCUCUAGGUCAUACACUUUCCCAGGAUAAUUACAACAUCAGAGAUAACAUACAAUGGUUCCAGAGACCACCCCAAACAUCCCCCAAAGUCAAAGGAGGGAGUGACUUGCACAGACAAGUAAUUGGUUCCCCAUUAAUCACGCCAUCCCUUCACAUGGUCUAAGAAUAGGUGAAGACUCAUCCACAUAUGAAGACAAUGUUCCCUCCUGUCCUCUUCUCUUUCUGAUAUUCUGCAGAGCACCAGGGACAUGUGAAAGACAAGCCUGAUCUCUCCCCUCUCUGGAUCCCAGGUGACUGAGCCCCAACUGAGGGAGGAAGUGCAACUGCCAACACCAGAGUCUAAAGGGAUACAUUCUAAUAACAAGAAUAUCAUGCAAGCAUAUUAUGCUGUUGAGACAUCUUGUGGCGAAAUCUGCACGGAGCCUUCACCGUGCACUGCCACUUUAAGAGCGCAUGAGCAGUAAGGAAGGAGGAAAUAAAGAGAGUUCAUUUAGCUCUUUGGGGAGGAGCUCUUUGGUGGCGCGACAGUUUGAUUGUGUGUGCUGUGCUGCAGAAGUUUUGUUUGUUUUCAGCGUGUGUAGUUUAUAGAGUAUUUAACUCAAUCAUCGGUGUAAUCGCUCUAGGUCGUGGUUGUUUUAGUUUGGGACCGCGCCCGUUAUGGAUUGCAUGUAUUCGUAGCAACAUUGUUGCGAAGCUUUAACAUACAAACCAUCGGACAGUCAGACAGUACACCUGCACGCCUGAAGACCACAGCUAAGAUCUCUCUUGUUCUCUUUCUCUCUUUCUCUUCCCUCUAUCGUUCCAGUGCUUUACCCUGCAACAGACUCUCUAUUUUCCUAAUGCACUUCCCAUUGAAGAUCAUUGGAGCUGGACUAUUAUUGCCCUGCCAGAAGUAUGUGGACAUUUUAGUUAAAAGGGAGGUUGCUUGCAAGUUGUGUAUUGUUAUGUGAACUGUAUUGAGGUGUACUAAUGACAUGUGGCCGAGAAGACUGUGGACAUUUUUAAGGCCUUUGUUGUGUCGAUGAACACCCCCCACAUUCAUACCCUCUGCACUCAUCCACUAGAAAAUAAUACAGAUUAUUGCAAAAUCUAUGUUGAUGACUGGGUUCGUUCUUGUAUGAAGUUGCUGUUGAAUUGCUCUGCCAUUAUUAGUAUUAGUAUUAUUGUAUGAGGUAUUCUUGUUUGGGUUACCCCUGUGCUGUGAUGUGGGUUUUACAGUGCCUUGCGAAAGUAUUUGGCCCCCUUGAACUUUGCGACCUUUUGCCACAUUUCAGGCUUCAAACAUAAAGAUAUAAAACUGUAUUUUUUGUGAAGAAUCAAC